Schizophyllum commune H4-8 is the source of this 1344-nucleotide messenger RNA. RefSeq lists its product as uncharacterized. The transcript has 3 exons. Lineage: Eukaryota; Fungi; Basidiomycota; Agaricomycetes; Agaricales; Schizophyllaceae. The coding region runs from base 1 to 1344 and encodes 447 amino acids. The record is from RefSeq and is a predicted model, not a curated record.
AUGUCAGAAGAAGACGCGCCGCCGCCGUCGUACGACGCUGCGGCGUCGACGUCUUUUGUCGCGGGCAGCAGCAAGGCCCCUGCAUCAGAAAAGUCCUCCCUCCCCCACGCCAGCACCUCAUCCUCACCCUACCUUACCCCCACCCACUCCCCCAAACCAUCCACGUCCUCGUCCUCGUCCAAAGCCAGCUUCGCCUCCCCCUUAUUCGGCCUGCUCCCCUCCAAGUCCACCCGCGAGGUCCGCACGACCGUGAAAGCGCUCAUUCAGGACAUUAUCGUGCAACAGUCCCCCGCGGAGGCCUGCCGCGGCAUCCUUCAAUCGUGCGCCGAGUCGUGCAAGGCGUACGAUAUCCCCUUGCACAGCAUACUCCAGGAGCGGUACAUGGAGGAGCAUACGCCGUUGUACUGGGCCAUCGUCAAGCGCGCGGAAGAAUACCACUCGUCCUCCUCUUCUUCAUCCUCACCCAACCCCGACCCCUCCGACCCCUCAGACACCACGCUUCUCCUCCUCGCCCUCGCUGCGCCCUUGACCGCCGAUACCAUCGCCGACAUCCGCGCCGCCUGCCUCGUAUUUUCGGACAAUGCGCUCUUUCAGAGAUUGCGCAUGGCCCCGGAGUUCUCGUCCUUGAGCCCCGCUGAGCAGAUCCUGUUCAACGGGGAGGCGAUGGUGCCGGAUAGCGUGCGGGUGGAGGACGUGAAGGGGGAGGGCGCGUUUGUAGCUCACAUCCGGAUCCCGAAGUUCCAGAGGAGGAUGCGGGUGGCGGGGACGGUGGGGGUGGAGUUCGUAGCGUUAGGUCGCAUCUUCUGCCUCGCUUUCCUCAUCACGCCCCAGAACGUCCGCCGACGACAUCCACACCGUCCCGGCUCGUGGUGUCUGUCGCUCAGCCUCAUGGACAACAGCUCGCCGACGUUCUUCAACGGCAGGCUCAUCGUGCCCGAUGCCAGGAGGACCGCAAAGUCAGCAGAUGCCCGCUUGAAGUCAGCCGUCGGCGACACGAAAUCUUCGCGAGACGAGAAUCCCUCCCUUGCAGACACAAAUCGGGCGUCCUCUUCUGCGAGUCCUGCAUCAGACGCAGGCCCCCGGCGCAUGCCCGGCGGGCUCACCAGCAGCACUGGUAGACCGCAGCGCGACCUCGUCAUCCCGCUCAAGAGCGACGAAGAGCUCGUCCCUAUGACACGCUUCCGCGGUCGCCGACGGAACGACGAGAUCCUGGUCGAACUUGAGGAGGGCGCGGGCGGGUUGCAAUUUAGUGGCACCCCCUACCUCCACGAAGACGAUACACUGGUCGCGCACCUGGAGGCGAAGCUGGCAAAGCCAGACGACUACGAAUGCGUCAUCUGCUGA